This is a messenger RNA of Condylura cristata (star-nosed mole), 4170 nucleotides long. It is a transcript of the gene ZNF451, whose product is annotated as zinc finger protein 451. Bases 115 to 3300 code for a protein of 1061 amino acids. Gene Ontology annotation, molecular function: sequence-specific DNA binding; DNA-binding transcription factor activity, RNA polymerase II-specific. The transcript is spliced from 15 exons. Gene Ontology annotation, biological process: regulation of transcription by RNA polymerase II. The record is from RefSeq and is a predicted model, not a curated record. Lineage: Eukaryota; Metazoa; Chordata; Mammalia; Eulipotyphla; Talpidae. Gene Ontology annotation, cellular component: nucleus.
GGGAAGUCGUGGCGGUGGUGGCUGCCGCGGCCGAGACAGCGGCGGCAGAAGGCAGCGACGACGGCGGCGUCGGGGACAGGGAGCGGUGCUGCUGUCAGUUAGACCGUCGGAGAAAUGGGAGACCCGGGGUCGGAGAUAAUAGAAUCUGUCCCUCCAGCUGGACCCGAGGCAGCCGAGACAACAGCGGAAGAAAAUGAAGAUGACAUUCAGUUUGUUAGUGAAGGACCAUUAAGACCUGUCCUUGAGUACAUUGAUCUGGUCAGCAGUGAUGAUGAAGAACCUAGCACCUCUCACAGUGAUGAUAAUGUUAAGCAUAAAGACUAUCUUGACCAUCAGAAGGAUAAAGUUGCUUUAACUCUGGCUCGGCUGGCCCGCCAUGUUGAAGUGGAGAAACAACAGAAAGAAGAGAAGAAUAGAGCAUUCAGGGAAACAAUUGAUUUUCAGCAUGCACACGGCUUACAGGAGUUGGAAUUUAUUAGAGGACAUUCUGACACAGAAGCAGCAAGACUAUGUGUGGACCAAUGGCUAAAAAUGUCAGGACUCAAAACAACCACAAUUAGUGGAACAAAAAGCUCAUUCCGAAGAGGAGGUCAAAUGUGGAUGUCUGGAAAGUCGAUUUCAUGUCCCAUAAUGCACUGCAACAAAGAAUUUGAUAAUGGGCACCUUCUUUUAGGACAUUUGAAAAGUAGGUUUGAUCACUCUCCAUGUGAUCCAACAAUUACACUACAUGGACCUGUCUUCAGUUCCUUUGCUUGUGUAGUAUGUAAUAAAAUUUUUGUUACUCAACAACAAUAUAGGGAACAUCUUUUUGCAAAGGAAGCUGCCGAUGAUGGACACAAAAACAAUCUUCUUCCUCAAAUUAUUCAGUGUUUUGCAUGUCCAAAUUGCUUCCUUCUUUUUAGCAACAAGGAUGAAUGUUUGAAGCAUAUGUCUGGGAAGAACCAUUUCCAUCAGAGUUUCAAACUGGGUGAUGAUGGGGGAAUAGCGCAUCCAAUAUCACUUCCCUCUUUUGCAAAGAAACUUUUGAUCUCCCUGUGCAAAGAUGUUCCAUUUCAAGUUAAGUGUGUGGCAUGCCACCAGACACUGCGUUCCCACAUGGAGCUUACUGCCCAUUUCAGAGUUCGUUGUCGAAAUGCUGGCCCUGUAGCUAUAGCUGAGAAGAGCAUUGCGCAGGUUGCGGAGAAAUUCCUAUUGAAGGGUUAUUGUCCACAUUGCAACCAGAUCUUUGUGGAUGAAACCAGUACCCAAAAUCACCAGCAAAAUUCAGGACACAAAGUCCGGAUCAUUAACUCAAUGGAAGAAUCAGUUUUACUCUAUUGCCACAGCAAUGAAGGGAACAAACCUCCUUCUGAUUUGCAUCCAUUGCUACAACAAUCAAAAUUUUCAUCGCUUAAAAGAACUAUGUCCAUUCAAGAUUCUAGCGCUCAAGAUUGGAGCACAAUUCCAAAAAAGAAGAUGAAUUUAGAAACUAAAAACCAUGAAGAUACGGUUUGUGUCCGGAAAAAAAAGUCCAUUGUUAAAGCUUGGUUUUGUGAAUGCCAUCAACGUUUCCUAAGUGAAGAUGCAGUAGAAAAGCAUGUUUUCUCAGCAAAUACUAUGUGUUACAAGUGUGUAGUCUGUGGAAAAGUGUGUGAAGAUUCAGGGGUCAUCCGCUUACACAUGAGCCGUUUUCAUGGAGGGGCACAUUUAAAUAACUUUCUUUUCUGGUGUCGGACAUGCAAAAAGGAGUUAACAAGGAAAGAGACUAUCAUGGCACAUGUGACUGAAUUUCAUAAUGGGCACAGAUAUUUUUAUGAGACAGAUGAGAUAGAAGAAGACACACUGCCUACAUCCUCUACAGCAAUGGUGAAUAAUUUGUCUGCCAGGACUCCCUCAUCAACUAUUACUAUUAUUGAUCAUUCUCCAGUAAACAGUCCUACCAGGGGCAAAUGGCAAUGCCGAAUUUGUGAAGAUAUGUUUGAUUCCCAAGAGUGUGUAAAACAGCACUGCAAGUCUUUAGCAAGCCACCAAUUUCAUAGAUAUAGCUGUGCCCAUUGCAAAAAGACUUUCCACAAGAUAGAAACACUGUACCGACAUUGCCAAGAUGAGCAUGAUAAUGAGAUAAAAAUUAAGUAUUUCUGUGGACUUUGUGAUCUCAUCUUUAAUGUGGAAGAAGAAUUUUUGAGUCAUUAUAAGGAACAGCACAGCAUAGAUUAUGUGUUUGUGUCAGAAAAGUGUGAAACUUCAAUUAAAACUGAGAAUGACUUUCCAGUAAUGGAGACUAGUAACCUGUUAACCUGUGGUUGCCGUGAGAAUUACAUUUGUAAAGUCAACAGAAAGGAAGAUUAUAGUCGAUGUCUCCAAACCUUGCUGGAUAAAGGUAAUCUGUGGUUUCGCUGCAGUUUGUGUUCAGCAACCGCACAGAAUGUAGCUGACAUGAAUGCUCAUAUCCAUCAAGCACACAGAGGACAAAAGAGUGAGGAGGAGGAACAGCAGUAUGUAAUCAAGUGUGGCACCUGCACCAAAGCAUUUCAUGACCCUGAGAGUGCUCAACAGCACUUCCAUAAAAAACACUGCUUACGUUGGAAACCCAGUGUGGCUCAGUUUGGAUCUGAAAAAACAAGCCUGUACAAGUUCACUGGCAGUCCCUCACGUACAGAGAAAAAACUGAAACAGGCAGUGAAUUGUCCAAAAAAUUCUGACAUGGAGAAAGGAUCCCAGAAUGACCCAAGUUAUCAGAACAUAGAUGAAGAAGUUGUUGAACUUCCAGAUUUGGAUUAUCUGCGAACAAUGACUCACAUUGUCUUUGUAGAUUUUGAUAACUGGUCAAACUUUUUUGGUCAUCUACCAGGGCAUCUUAACCAAGGAACAUUUAUUUGGGGCUUUCAAGGAGGAAAUACCAAUUGGAAACCUCCACACAACUGUAAGAUCUAUAAUUAUCUGAAUAGGAUUGGAUGCUUCUUCCUUCAUCCCCGCUGUAGUAAAAGAAAAGAUGCUGCUGAUUUUGCCAUAUGUAUGCAUGCUGGCCGUCUAGAUGAACAACUACCCAAGCAAAUUCCUUUCACCAUCCUCUCAGGAGAUCAAGGAUUUCUGGAGCUAGAAAAUCAGUUUAAGAAGACUCAGAGGCCAGCACAUAUACUAAACCCUCACCACCUAGAGGGAGAUAUGAUGUGUGCCUUGUUAAAUAGCAUAUCUGAUACCACCAAAGAAGGUGACAGUGAUGACAACCUGGGUAUAAAGAGUACUUCAGUAGAAGAAUUCAGAUCUACAGAAGAUGUUGAAUUAGAAGAAGCUAUUAGAAGAAGUCUUGAGGAAAUGUAAAUAAAGAUACUACCACACAACAUCAAGUGGCCUUGAGAGACUCAGGAUAACGAAUUAUUGAGUUUGUUUUCUAAAGAAGAACAGAAAUCUAGUAUAAAAUAUAUGAAAAAUGCUUUUUUUUGCUUUUAUAUGUUAAAAAUCUGAUGUUUACUUGUAUUUUGGUGUUGCUUAGCAAAAAUGUAAAGAGAAGUAGAAUACAUGUUAAUGAUAUGAAUCAUGUAUUCUAGUAUAAGUUUCCAGUUAACUUUGAAUUCAUGUAUUUAGGUUAAAAGAACUUAAAAAAGAUAUAAAAGUGCUUGACAACUGUUUGUUGCCCAAGUAAUGUUAGUUCUUUGUUUUAUUUGCAUUGUAGAGAUGCUUCUGGUUUAUUUUUUAAGGAGUGACAAUAAAUAUAAAUAAAGCUAUCUUAACUCAUUUUUUCCUGUAAAUUCUACUUAUGUUGCAGUAAAAUACAACCAUUGAUAUUUUGGAAAAGAGUAAUAGAAUCUGAUAAUGAAAAUAUUAAAUAUUAUAUCAGCAGUGGUUCCUUAAGAGUAGCACGUUGCUAAAAUUAAAAACUAAAAUAAAACCUCUAAUUUCUUUAAAGAGAAGCUUUUUCAUCCCUUUUACCGGUUUAAACUUUUAUGUGAUUUGUAUUAUCUACUGUUUAAAAGGAAUGAUGUCAAAAUAUUUGCAGAGUUAAACUUAUUUUUAACAAAUCCUUUUUAUAUAUAUAUUUGUAUAUAUAAAUCUUUAAAACACAAUGUUAAAGGUCCACUCAGGAAUAGUCUUCCUUAACCCUUUAGAGUUUUUAUUUCACAUGAAAGUAUCUUCAUUACUCACUAAGUUGUCUUUUUUCCUACAUUUGCUUUUACAUAUUUAAUGUUUAAA